Messenger RNA from Porites evermanni, 15150 nucleotides. The record is from the annotation of a GenBank genome assembly. NCBI's taxonomy places the organism in Eukaryota, Metazoa, Cnidaria, Anthozoa, Scleractinia, Poritidae.
AUGGCUACUCUUGAUGAUAACUGGCAGACAAAACGUUCAACUAUCAGCGAGAGAACCAAAUUUAUUUUCAAUAACGAAUUAUUAAGUGAUGUGAAGUUCGUAGUUCCUGCUUCGCACAACGAAAGUGAAAGCCGGAAGAGUCAGAAGUACAUUCCAGCUCACAAGUUUAUACUUGCAAUCAGCAGUCCUGUUUUCUAUGCCAUGUUCUACGGUGAAAUGGCAGAGACUGCAGGCACUAUUCAACUACCUGACUGUGAUUAUGAGAGUCUCUUAGAGUUGUUUCGUUUUCUGUACAGCGAUGAAGUGAACUUGAGCGGAAGUAAUGUCAUGCAAGUUCUCUACUUGGCAAAGAAAUACUUGGUACCUUUACUCGCUGAUAAGUGCACUGAAUAUCUUCAGGAACAUCUAGAGGCGUCGAAUGUGUUCUCCGUCCUGCCGCAAGCUCAGAAAUUUGAGGAUAAAGAUUUGGAAGAACGGUGCUGGAAAGUAAUUGAAGAGGAAACCGAGAAUGCCUUGACGUCGGAAGAAUUUGUCACGCUUGAGAGAUCUGUUGUUGAGUCUGUGGUAAAAAGGGAGAGAUUGAAUGUAAAGGAAGUGGAUUUAUUCAAAGCUGUUGAUCGCUGGGCCACUAAAGAAGUGGAAAGGCAAAGACUAUCCCCUGAUGGCAAAGUCAAAAGAAGGAUUCUUGGAGAGGAAAUGGUGAAAGCAAUAAGGUUUCCAGUGAUGUCUCAGAAAGAGUUUGCUUCGGUUGUUGUGGAUUGUGAAAUUCUGACCAAAAAAGAGAUUGGUUUCAUGAUGAAACACUACGGUGGUGUCUGUUUAGAGUCUUCUUUACCAUUCAUACAUUCCCCUAGACAGUAUGGAACUGGGCUUCAGCAUCGUAUUUACAGAUUUACAAAACUAAGCCCGCCAGAUAUGCCUAAUGGUUCAUGGCACUACACUGGUGGUAAUUCUGAUGUCCUUAAACUGACUGUCAGUAAACCUUUCAAGUUACAUGGAGUGCAGCAUUUUGGCAGUGAAGAUAAUGAAUACACAGUUUCAUUAGAAGUGAAAGAUGUGGCAAAGAGAUUUUCCCUGGUAAAACUGAUGGACACAUAUUCCUCAGAGAAAGAUGAGACAAAUGUUUACUAUGGAUUUGAUGUCAUGUUUGACCACCCAGUUUGUCUUGAGCGGGAUAAAACGUAUGAGAUCGUCUCUCUCAUCAGGGGCCCACCAUCUUGGUAUGUGACUGAUGGGAAAGAAUCUGACGAGGUUCAAGGAAUCCAGUUUUCAUUUAGCCGUUCAGCUGCUUCUGCUAAUGGAACUGACGUCAAUAAUGGCCAGUUUCCUGCACUUAUUUUCAGCACAAUGUAGUUUUUAAAAUUUCUUAAUGAUGAUAAUGGAUUUUUAUUGUGUUGAUCGUUUGAAGUGGUACUUCGCAACUUUUAGUUUAAGGAAAAUUAAUUAAGCAAGCGAGAAUCUUGUUAGGAGUAAAGGAUACUCCACUCUACCAAUGCCUCCUUGAUUCCUAGACUAGCUACCACCCAUUGUUAGGGUACUUGCAGAAUUGUAGUGGUGGCACGUACACUGGUCAGCCGAGCUAAGCCAGGAAUGAAUUGCAAAUACAGUUGAACCUCUCCACAAUGGCCAUCUUUGGAACAGACGAAAGUGGCUGCUGUAGAAAAUUUUAAACAAGAGUUGCAAUGUAUGGCCCGUCCACCAAAAAAGUGGCCAUUGUUCAGGGGUGGCCGUUAGUGGAGCUUCAACUUUUGAGUCUGUUAAACCCUCAGCCGAUAAAUUGCAUGUUAGUUCCCAGCUGUCAAGUAAGACUACGAACUCCCUACACGUUUUGUUAUUACUGAUCUAAAAGUAGGGAAGAGUAAAAUAAAUCCAACACAGGAAGAUGACUGAUUUGUAAGACUUAUUUGAUAUUUAAAAUUCUCAAGAAAAUCGAUCUAAAAAUAAACUGGUCUAACUUUGUUAACGUUGUUGCAUCACAAUUGAGUUGAUCACUCCAGUUUAUGGGCUCCUAGUGACUAUGACCAAUUCUCUCUUCUUUUUCACAGUUAGUAGGGUGGCACCCUUACAAGGCAACUAGUGCAGUAUCUUAUUGUCCAUGGCCUCCUGUCAUUCUUUCAAAUUUGUUUGAAGAACAGUGAAGUCAAAACCACCCAUAUUACAGCUGUACCUUCCUGGAUUGUUGCGUGCAUUUUUUCCGACAACCUUUCUCAAAAUAACCAUCUGUUACUCUGUCUUAUUGUACAUUGCUGUAAGUUGACAUCUAGUGUUGGUCCUUGUUAUUCUCUAGUCUUUUUCUUUCACUCUCUGUGAGUGCUGUUACUUUUGCUGCACAUUCGACACAGCUUCAUCAUAAAAUGAGGUAUAUAAAUAAAAAGUAAGUAGAAUUUAUUUACACCGGGCUGUGCAUUCAGUGACAAGUCUAGUACCCAGUGAGGUAAUCGAACAAUAAAAAGCUACAAGUAAAAAAAACCUAGACCUAGUUUUGUAGCUGUUUUUCCUGCACAUAAGCUUACAUUGUCGAGCAAAUGAUACACAAUGCGAAAUCCUGAGACAAAAAUUUAACAGAUUUAUAAAAUAUUUUAUCAUGUAUUUAAUAACAUAACUUAGAGGUCUUGAGAUUAGACUGGUUUGUUGCCUUUUCGAGUACUCAAGAUACAGCGUGCAGCGAAUAGUAUUUUAAAGCUUUACAAAAUAUUUGGCUUCAUUUGGCUGUUGCAACAAUUCUCAGCUCGCCAUUUUUCACUUGGACAGAAGAGAUCGUUUCAUCACUCGGGACCUUAACAGAAACGACUACUAAAUUACUAACUUACUAAUUUUCCUGACCGGCUGUUACCUUGGCGUGCGGUAGUUUCAUUAAAUUAAAGGCAGUACCGUCCCGUCCGCGGCUAGUAGUUUUUCGAUUUAAAGUUCGGUAGUAAAUAUUAUGUAGUUCGGUAGUAAACAUUAUGACGCUUGAGUUCAAUGUGUGGGGUGAAAACAGCUUCCUCUUCAUACACACGACCUGGAUAGGCAAUGAUUUGCCCAAAAUUCGCAAAAUGAACAGCGCUGAACUUAUUUUAAAAACUGCAUAUUCGUCCGCCAUUGCUCUUGCCGCCAUCUUGAAAACAAGAUCUGCGAGACGUCGCGCCCAUUGUCUCCUUCCCGCCUUCCUUUGCGCGCACAUUUUCAUCAAAAGAGAGACGUCUGGGUACGAGGCAGGCCCAACCUUUAUCCGCCCUGUUGACGAGAGUGCAAACUUCGUAUACCUUGUAAUCAGAAAGGUGCAAUCACUGGAAUGGCUACUCUUGAUGAUAACUGGCAGACAAAACGUUCAACUAUCAGCGAGAGAACCAAAUUUAUUUUCAAUAACGAAUUAUUAAGUGAUGUGAAGUUCGUAGUUCCUGCUUCGCACAACGAAAGUGAAAGCCGGAAGAGUCAGAAGUACAUUCCAGCUCACAAGUUUAUACUUGCAAUCAGCAGUCCUGUUUUCUAUGCCAUGUUCUACGGUGAAAUGGCAGAGACUGCAGGCACUAUUCAACUACCUGACUGUGAUUAUGAGAGUCUCUUAGAGUUGUUUCGUUUUCUGUACAGCGAUGAAGUGAACUUGAGCGGAAGUAAUGUCAUGCAAGUUCUCUACUUGGCAAAGAAAUACUUGGUACCUUUACUCGCUGAUAAGUGCACUGAAUAUCUUCAGGAACAUCUAGAGGCGUCGAAUGUGUUCUCCGUCCUGCCGCAAGCUCAGAAAUUUGAGGAUAAAGAUUUGGAAGAACGGUGCUGGAAAGUAAUUGAAGAGGAAACCGAGAAUGCCUUGACGUCGGAAGAAUUUGUCACGCUUGAGAGAUCUGUUGUUGAGUCUGUGGUAAAAAGGGAGAGAUUGAAUGUAAAGGAAGUGGAUUUAUUCAAAGCUGUUGAUCGCUGGGCCACUAAAGAAGUGGAAAGGCAAAGACUAUCCCCUGAUGGCAAAGUCAAAAGAAGGAUUCUUGGAGAGGAAAUGGUGAAAGCAAUAAGGUUUCCAGUGAUGUCUCAGAAAGAGUUUGCUUCGGUUGUUGUGGAUUGUGAAAUUCUGACCAAAAAAGAGAUUGGUUUCAUGAUGAAACACUACGGUGGUGUCUGUUUAGAGUCUUCUUUACCAUUCAUACAUUCCCCUAGACAGUAUGGAACUGGGCUUCAGCAUCGUAUUUACAGAUUUACAAAACUAAGCCCGCCAGAUAUGCCUAAUGGUUCAUGGCACUACACUGGUGGUAAUUCUGAUGUCCUUAAACUGACUGUCAGUAAACCUUUCAAGUUACAUGGAGUGCAGCAUUUUGGCAGUGAAGAUAAUGAAUACACAGUUUCAUUAGAAGUGAAAGAUGUGGCAAAGAGAUUUUCCCUGGUAAAACUGAUGGACACAUAUUCCUCAGAGAAAGAUGAGACAAAUGUUUACUAUGGAUUUGAUGUCAUGUUUGACCACCCAGUUUGUCUUGAGCGGGAUAAAACGUAUGAGAUCGUCUCUCUCAUCAGGGGCCCACCAUCUUGGUAUGUGACUGAUGGGAAAGAAUCUGACGAGGUUCAAGGAAUCCAGUUUUCAUUUAGCCGUUCAGCUGCUUCUGCUAAUGGAACUGACGUCAAAAAUGGCCAGUUUCCUGCACUUAUUUUCAGCACAAUGUAGUUUUUAAAAUUUCUUAAUGAUGAUAAUGCAUUUUUAUUUUGUUGAUCGUUUGAAGUGGUACUUCGCAACUUUUAGUUUAAGGAAAAUUAAUUAAGCAAGCUGGAAUCUUGUUAGGAGUAAAGGAUACUCCACUCUACCAAUGCCUCCUUGAUUCCCAGACUAGCUACCACCCAUUGUUAGGGUACUUGCAGAAUUGUAGUGGUGACACGUACACUGGUCAGCCGGGCUAAGCCAGGAAUGAUUUGCAAAUACAGUUGAACCUCCCCACAAUGUCCAUCUUCGGAACAGACGAAAGUGGCUGCUGUAGAAAAUUUUAAACAAGAGUUGCAAUGUAUGGACCGUCCACCAAAAAAGUGGCCAUUGUUCAGGGGUGGCCGUUAGUGGAGCUUCAACUUUUGAGUCUGUUAAACCCUCAGCCGAUAAAUUGCAUGUUAGUUCCCAGCUGUCAAGUAAGACUACGAACUCCCUACACGUUUUGUUAUUACUGAUCUAAAAGUAGGGAAGAGUAAAAUAAAUCCAACACAGGAAGAUGACUGAUUUGUAAGACUUAUUUGAUAUUUAAAAUUCUCAAGAAAAUCGAUCUAAAAAUAAACUGGUCUAACUUUGUUAACGUUGUUGCAUCACAAUUGAGUUGAUCACUCCAGUUUAUGGGCUCCUAGUGACUAUGACCAAUUCUCUCUUCUUUUUCAUAGUUAGUAGGGUGGCACCCUUACAAGGCAGCUAGUGCAGUAUCUUAUUGUCCAUGGCCUCCUGUCAUUCUUUCAAAUUUGUUUGAAGAACAGUGAAGUCAAAACCACCCAUAUUACAGCUGUACCUUCCUGGAUUGUUGCGUGCACUUUUUCCGACAACCUUUCUCAAAAUAACCAUCUGUUACUCUGUCUUAUUGUACAUUGCUGUAAGUUGACAUCUAGUGUUGGUCCUUGUUAUUCUCUAGUCUUUUUCUUUCACUCUCUGUGAGUGCUGUUACUAAGAUUUCAAGUUGUUCACGUGAUACGUACAUGUAUGUGUAACAGAAGUUGGGGAAUUGGGCAGCAAGGAAGUUCUUUUGGUUCUAAUCAGUUUCCUUUGAUUCCUAUGAGUUCUGAAUUUACCCCAUUUUUUCUCAAAAUUGAAAACUGUUUUCGAUCUUAGCAGGUGAAUGUAUUUCAACGCUCAUUGAUAAGGCUAUCAAUUUGUCAUAAAUCAGUAAAUUUUGACUGUCUGUACUUCAUAUAAGACUAAGUAAAAUGCCCUGGGUGGGGGUACUGUAAAGGAAACUAUCUAAAGAUGUGAGAUCUCAGGUGAUUUGUAUUCUCUGUCUUGGUAGGGAAUGUACAAUGAAAACAGUAAAGAGUUAACACUUGAAAAUUCAAAAUUUUUUUUUUUCAUUUCCCUUUGCAGAGAUCGUAUCUGAACAGCCAUUAACGUUGUGGGUGAUGCUUUUGGAGCUGGCAUAGUGGAGCACCUUUCACGCGAUGAUCUGAUGAGCAUGGAUUUUGUGCAGUGUGAAGAUGCUGUUCCACUGGAACCAUUUAAGCGAUCACCUAAGAAUGAAGAAGCCAAUGAUGUGCGAGCCAGCAAUGCUUCCCUCAGGGCAGCUAACUUCUAAAAAUGAUGAAAAUGGUAGCUAUUUGCAGUCAUCAAUUAAAAAACCUGCAACUAAGAACCUGUUAGGCAAAAAUUUGCUAGUUAGGCCCCCUCUAAACAACAACCUCUUCAGCCUAAAAUUUGAAACAGGUUCUUAUUUUCUGAAAUCUAUAAAAAAAAAAAAGUUGUACAAUAAGAUAUCUUGUAAGUCAACGUUCAGGAUUCUCUAUGAAGCCUUAUCACUCCAACUCUUUGGUGCCUAAUAUCACUCCAAUGCAGUUUAAUGGUAUGCAAAUGUUAUAUAAUAUUUUUUAUUAUAAGGAAUAAGCGAAAUACCACUAAAUGCUCUUAGCUACAAGGUAUUUUUUCUUCAGAAAAUAAGAAACUACUUAAGAACUUAGAUAGCCUAAUUAACUUGUGCUAAUAAUCCAUUUAUGUAAGAACCUGUUUCAGCUAAGUUGGGGAAAUGUUGGUUCUUAGUUGUGGGUUUUUACUUCCCCUACAGUGUACUAAGUUCAAAUGCUCAACCUGUUCUGGUUAUUUGUUACUUAUGUGAAGUUAAAGCAUGCAUGCCAAGUAUGGAACUGUUUUUUAGCGGCUCUUUCUUGAAAGGGAAUCACCCACGAUCUUUCUUUCCCAAGCAACACAACACCUUUUAGAGAAUUCUACUUGGUAAUUUAUUAUAGUUAAAGGCAGAACUUAUACAUUUGUAUAACUGGGGAAAUAAUCAACUAUUAUUGAUGAAUAAUUAUUUAGCCUGCAUAGCAGUUAUUGCAUGGGGAAAAGAAGCAUGGGAUGUGAGAAAGAACCAAAAAUUUUCCGGUUUGGGGAGGGUUAGGAGAUAAGUGUACAUUUGUGUGCAAACUAAUAAUUAUAUAUUGGAGCAGUGAAAAAUGCAGACUGUGGACUGACUGCAGACUGAAACUGAAGAAUGAUCAUCGCAGUAAAUUUUCCAAUUUAAGCAAUUGGAAAGAAGAAGCCUGAAAAAGAAAAAAUCAGAGCUUCAACGGGAUUCAAACCCGUGACCUCUACGUUACCGGUGACCGGUGACUGCAGACUAUUGUUUUUAGGGUUAGAAAACAAUGGGACUAUUGUUGUCACGUACUCAUUUGCAUGAUGAAAACAAUAGUCUGCAGACUGUGUUUUACGCUGACCCAUUAUAUAACUAUAGGUGGGUCAACCCACCUAAAUGCUUCUUUGUUGCAUGUGAAUAUUUACCUUAUGUUGUCAUUGGUGGAUUGCAAUGUAAAAAUUUGACUUGAGAAUCUGUCCCCAUUAAUGAAUGUAUGAACUGACAUAAUAAGCAGAGUUCACUGAGUGUGAGAGUAAUUAGAUGUUAAUCCUGAUGGGAUAGAGGGAAAUUUGGAGCAUAUGACUUAUACUGUCAAUACGAUAUUAGCCUUGAUUUGACUGUAAAGAGAUUUUGUAUUGAUCAAGAUGGUUUUAAACAUUUGAACCACUAUUUUAAAAAAACUUUGGAAACAAUCUUUUUUUAACUUUUUACAGAGUGUACACAACACACUGUGAACAAAUUUCUCCACAAAUAUCCAGCAUUCCUUUAUCAGGGUUAAGAAGUCAGCUAAUUUAGCUUUUCUAUCUGACAAAUAGGGUGAACGUUUAGCCAAUUCUCAGACUUAAGUGUUUGGUUUGGCUAAGUAAAGGGGUGUACAAUUGUAGAAAGUGUACAGUAGAUUUUUAAUGAACCAGUUUCNUUGACUGUAAAGAGAUUUUGUAUUGAUCAAGAUGGUUUUAAACAUUUGAACCACUAUUUUAAAAAAACUUUGGAAACAAUCUUUUUUUAACUUUUUACAGAGUGUACACAACACACUGUGAACAAAUUUCUCCACAAAUAUCCAGCAUUCCUUUAUCAGGGUUAAGAAGUCAGCUAAUUUAGCUUUUCUAUCUGACAAAUAGGGUGAACGUUUAGCCAAUUCUCAGACUUAAGUGUUUGGUUUGGCUAAGUAAAGGGGUGUACAAUUGUAGAAAGUGUACAGUAGAUUUUUAAUGAACCAGUUUCUUUUCUUGUGGUUUUCGUACAAGACUAAGAGUAUAGGCCAUUGGUGAGUUGCCCAAUCCUCUAUUUCUAAUCUAAUUAAAUUAACUGUUCUAGAAAGGAUCUGGUUCUAAAAAAAAAGAUUUGAAUUGACAAGGGAUAACUACCAAAUUGUAACGCUAUUAUAUGCACCAAGCUAAGCAAAUUGAGUAAGACGUUCUUCAAGGUUAAAUGUGUUUACUUUUAGCCCGAACUUCAAUCGUCUCCUUGAGACGCGAUCGUGAGGAGACAACUGAAAUUCAGGCAAGUUUGCUUAGUUACAAAGCUCAUAAAUUCAAAGCUAUCAAUAAUAUUGAACUAAACAAAGUAGUUUAAUCUUUGCAAUAGCUUUUAUUACUAUCAUAAUUCAGUGGGAGGUGAAUAACAUUCAGCUCGGUUUGUAACAUUUGGCAAAAAAAUGUGGAAAGAAACCUUUUCUAGUUAACUUAGGAAUAUAACCAUAGAAAGUUACAGUCUAAAUAGUAGGUAUGAGAAAUGUAGUCUACUUUUAAAUUUUUAGGUUUAGUAUUUUGCUAAUUAUAACAAAGAAAAGGGCUAAAACGCUAAAGCUAAAGCGGGGAAAGCAGUCAAUGCAUGGUUAGAUGCUAUGAAUAGAUGCUGUCCAGAUGCUCUGGAUACUUUCAAAGCAGACUGGUCGUUCUUUUCUUUUUGGGGACUACUUUGUUCAGGAGCUGUGUGACGGAAUAUAUCAUUAAUCAAAAUAAAAACAGUGGCAACUGCCACCAAAUUGAGGGAAACAAUAAUAAUAACCGCUCAACACGCUAAAAAAUAGGAAUUAAUAGCACAGCAAACACAAAAGGAGGCACAGAUGGACAAACUAUACUCAGUAUUGAGAAAAUCUCAUACUCCUAGUCGUCCUCGUCUCAGAAUCUAAAGCUCUCUAUUGUGUCACCUCAGGAACUUUUUAAAGAAAAGUAACACUAUUUGCAGUCUAACCAAAGCGAACAAAUUUUGAAAUGUAAUUGAAAAUAAGGGUUGUUGUCUUCUGAAUUUUAUUACUUACUCUUUAUUCACUGUCUAUAAACUCUAAAAAGCGGCAGACCAUUUAUUUCUUUUUAUUUACUUUUUCGCAGCCCUUUUGAGGGUCGUCACGCAACGCUCCUCCCCCAAAACGACUGCUUUCUUUCGAACUACAUUCCUUUCCCUUAUGUAAUUCAUAUGGCUCUUGAUGCGACCAAUCAGAAUUUGGUUUUCAUAUCCAAACUAUUCGCGACGUUGGGAACGCGUGUCUUACUUUGGGGAAGCGCGUUGCGUGACGACCCUAAAAUGGCUGCGGAGGUGACUAAGGUGGGUUAUAUCGUUCGCGUUUUGUUUUUCCUUCACGCCUACUAGUGAGAUGCAAUGGUUUCCUUUAGUUAGUAUAUAUGCGGGCGUGUGAAUCAAGGGGCACUCACCAUUUGUAAGAACUGGACGACUAGACCUGUCAAGUCGAAAGGAGAAUUCAACUAUUGGACCAGACUAUCAGCCAGAUCAGUUAAUCCUAAAUGGUUUGCGCAGCAGUGAUGAGUUUUAGUAAAACUUUUCAGAAAAGGCUACUAUUUCAUUUUCCGCGACCGGUCUGGCCGGCCAGUUCUGACUUUUGGAAAGCGCCCUAAGGCCCAGGCCAAACAACGAACUUUUGAUGAGACGAACCAAAGUCUGUUCGGUCAGACGAGGUCGAACUUAGGAUGUGUCGACUUAAUCAACUGAAUCAGAGUCUCCCGAACGAGGCUAGAUAUACAUUAUCAUAUGAAUUUUUAAUUAUUAGUUUAGUUGGUCGCAUCUGAAGAUUGACGUUUGUCCCGACUGACGAUCUCAAACGCUCUUUCCAUCUGAAGCAGGCGGAUAGAACGUGUUGCACAAUCCAGAUUCAUUCAGGCGAAAUAAACUGAGCCAGAUGUCGAACUUUCCGUGACCUUAACUCGUCUCAUGAAAAGUUCGACGUUUACCAUAGGCCGUACACGGUUAACCCUAAACGUCAGUCCAGCACAAAAACCAUUGGCCCUGUCUAGCUCUCCCUAUUUCACCGGCCCUGACCCCUUUCUCUACACAAUGACGAAUCCCUUACAUAAAUCGUCCUGUUGACAAUGAUUGCAUAACGCCAGACGAUGUUCGAUCCCCACAUGUUACACACCCGUCCUGGCAUCCCGACUUGUCAAAAUGUUCUGGCAUUUCUUCUAAACUGUAUUCAUCCUGCAUCAAGUGAAAGGCACGCGAAACUAUGAACGCGUGAUUUGUGACAGGCUAAGCCAUUCCCUAAUAGACCUCUUUCAUAAUGGCGGCCAAUUGAUGUUUUCUUUUAUAUGUAUGAUAAGUAAUAUAUCAAACAUGAGAUGCAGUGUUUCAUCACCAGAUGAAACACCAAGAAGAGAGUUGAAAAUACGACGCGCAGCGGAGUAUUUUUGACGAACUUCGAGGUGUUUCAUCUGGUGAUGAAACACUGUGUCGAAUGUUUGAUAUUUCUUCUCAAACAAAAUCAUUUUUGAAGGAGAAAUUAAGGAUGCAAAUACUAAGCAGUGUUUCAUCCGAUUUCCAAACACUCAUUAAACAUUAAUUUCCUUUGUAUUUUCUUAAUGAAUUAUUAAUGAGUUUGAGAAUUAACCUUUCUGACCUCUUUAGCAUGUGUAAAAUACAAAAGAAUGUUUACUUUCAAACGAGGCCAGAAAGGCUAAUUAUGAUACAUCUAAAAGAAGAUAGCCAAGAAGAUAUUAAGGUAAUAGGCCGCCAUAUUGAAAGAGGUCUAUGGAAAUCAUUUCUUCAAACAGGUCAGAAGUACAUACGCGCCAAGAAAACACAAAUUUGACUUGAACAUUAAUUCAAGUGGACUUCAUGAUCACGUACCACUUUUCCAUAAUUUCCACCAAAAAAUUUUCCAGUAGAUCCUUGGAAAUUUCACGGAAUUUUUCCUCAUACCGGAAUAAGCUUAACAACAAUCCAGCAAAAUGAAAGCUUUAAAAAUAACUCAAACGGCCAGGGGAAAAUGUCAAAGAAAUCGCCCCAUGUACUUGUAAGGUAAUCAAAGAUAGCCUUAGAUUCUGUAUUUCAGUCUGUGGAUUCCUAAUCCCCGGAACUCGAUUCCAAUGAGUUUCUUAGCCUUUCUUGUCAGUGGAGCUUGGAUUCCCGAUUUCGAUUCUUUGCUAGAAGAAUUUCUUGGAUUCCGGAUUGCACCAAACAAAAAAAUUCCGGCGCCUCUGAAUCUGCAUUCCCUUACUUGGCGAAAAGAGAAAAAGAAAGUCUCAUCCUGCCUGCGAUAAGCGUUGGACCAAAAAACCAUCCAACCACAGGAAUAGCACACGCAGAUGUACCGGCGAUCGUUAGCGAGAGACCGGUGAUCUAGCUUGCUUUCUGUGUACCGUACAGAUGCGUCGACAAACAGCGGUGGAUUCUCAUCUUGGAAGAAUUCUGCUGUUCCUUUCUGCUCAUAGGCGUACGGGCUAUUUUUUUGCCAGGAGGUGCGGUAAACCAUUUGCCCAAAAAAUUUUUGCAAUUUGCCCAAAUUUUUACAAAACAGUCGAACAGUAGCGAGGGCCGAUGCAACAACAUAGGCCGUACUGGCAUACGAAAAUGGCUCGAUACAGUUUUUCAGGGUCAAUACCUGCCAAGUUUGAGCAUAAACUACGUCGCCAAAAACAAACAUUUGGAAAAAUUGCCACCACAGUUGUAUUAGAUAAAGAUGAAAAUUUGUUGUGACCAGGAUUGCAAUGACAUCAGAGUUGUCCUAGCAACGAAAUUAAGCCAUUACCUAUUAUACUUGCAGCAAUAUUUCUCCCUGGGAACUGUUCUUCUAAAAUCGAUCACAGGAGCUUUUUCCUCCAAUAGUCGCCUCGAUCUUCGUGAAGUUAAAACGGAAUCUGUAAGAGCGUUAUCGAGACAUUUUGGGAUAAAGUUUUUAUCGUUGGAAAUACGGUACAAAAAGGAAAAUCUUGAUGUUUGGCCGUUACCUGUAGAAAACGAUGUGCUUUUGACAUGCAAUUUCACCUCACAGUAGUUUCAAUCUUUUUAAAAACGUGGGUGAAAGAUCAUGGAGAUAGCUCCGGCCAAUUGCUACAAAGAAGGAUUUGAUUAGUAUGUAUAUAUCAUGGCGCUCUUGUUAGCGGUUUUGUAAACAUUUCAGUCUACUUUAACAAAUUAGUGAAUAAUUUUUAAACCGCUCGAUAGUUUUUUAAAAAACUUAAGAUUCUUCUCGCAAUUCAAACUGAGAAUUACUCAGCCACUUCUUCACUUUCAGGCCCAUUGCUGAUGCUAUCUGCCAUACACUGUUUUACGGGCAGAGAUGAUUGUAGAAAGUUAGGGGAAGUUUAUUCUAAUAAAUUCACGAGUAGAAAUAGCCCAUUGCAGUACAGUGCCCAACAAUAAAAAAAUCAGCAUAUGAUACCUUUCCCUUAUAACCAGAAACUCGUCACGUGCUAGGCAGCCACUGUCUCGUGUCAAUGUAACUGGAUUAUCACGCCGACUUCAGGUUAAAAUAGAAAAUAUUUAUCUCUUCAAAAUAAUAAUAAUAACAUGGAGACGUCUUUAAAACUGGCUUUGCGCAAAUUUUCUUGUGUUGUCCAAAAAAUCUGAGUUGCCCAAAAUUUGAGGGGGCUGCAGCCCCCCUAGCCCCCCCCCGGCCCGUACGCCUAUGUUUCUGCUAGCAGGCGUUGUACUUGAGACACGGCAGCUGCAGCGCGGAGCAGUCUUCACAGACUUUAAAACAUUUAUGUUUGGCGAUAGCAUCUCGCCAAUCGUUAGACUCCACUGCGCACCCCUUGCAAAUCAUAAUGCAGCCUGGUUGUUCCGCUUCUGCGUGGCCACAAUGCUCGCACUUCCGGAGUUCAGGAGCCUCCUCAGUGGCUGCAUCUACAAUAUCUAAACGCACGCUAGUGAUAACGCCCAGACCCGCUAGAGCCCCACCGUUACACUUGCUUUAAUUCAAAGAAAGAAUGGGUGACCUGUGCCAAACCCGAGAAGACCCUGGGUACUAGAUUGAGAAACGUAGCGUACUUGAGAGGGAAACUGGAAGGUUGGCGAGACUGCAAACUUCGUGUAUCCUUGUAAUCAGAAAGGUGCAAUCACUGCAAUGGCUACUCUUGAUGAUAACUGGUAGACAAAACGUUCAGCUAUCAGCGAGAGAACCAAAUUUAUUUUCAAUAACGAAUUAUUAAGUGAUGUGAAGUUUGUAGUUCCUGCGUCGCACAACGAAAGGGAAGGCUGGAAGAGUCAGAAGUGCAUUCCAGCUCACAAGUUUAUGCUUGCAAUCAGCAGUCCUGUUUUCUAUGCCAUGUUCUACGGCGAAAUAGCGGAGAGUUCAGGCACUAUUCGAUUGCCUGAUUGUGAUUAUGAGAGUCUCUUAGAGUUGUUUCGUUUUCUGUACAGCGACGAAGUGAACUUGACCGGAAGUAAUGUCAUGCAAGUUCUCUACUUGGCAAAGAAAUACCUGGUUCCUUCACUCGCCGACAAGUGCACUGAAUAUCUUCAGGACCACCUAGAAUCGUCGAACGUGUUCUCCGUCCUGCCGCAAGCUCAAAAAUUUGAAGAUAAAGAUUUGGAAGAACGGUGCUGGGAAGUAAUUGAAGCGGAAACCGAGAAUGCCUUGACGUCGGAAGAAUUUGUCACGCUUGAGAGAUCUGUUGUUGAGUCUGUGGUAAAAAGGGAGAGAUUGAAUGUAAAGGAAGUGGAUUUAUUCAAGGCUGUUGAUCGCUGGGCCACUAAAGAAGUGGAAAGGCAAAGACUAUCCCCUGAUGGCAAAGUCAAAAGAAGGAUUCUUGGAGAGGAAAUUGUGAAAGCAAUAAGGUUUCCGGUGAUGUCGCAGAAAGAGUUUGCUUUGGUUGUUGUAGAUUGUGAAAUUCUGACUAAAAAAGAGAUUGGUUUGAUGAUGAAACACUACGGUGGUGUUGGUUUAGAGUCUUCUUUACCAUUCAUGCAUUCCCCAAGACAGCCUAGAACUGGGCUUUUUCAUCGAAUUUACAGAUUUACAGAAGUAAGUCCGCCCAAAAUGCCUAAUGGUCCCUGGCACUACACUCAUGGUAAUUCUGAUGCCCUUAAACUGACUGUCAGUAAGCCUGUCAUGUUACAUGGAGUGCAGCAUUUUGGUAGUGAAGGUGGCAAAUACACAGUUUCAGUAGAAGUAAAAGAUGUGGCAAAUAGCGGUUUUCCUCUGGUAAAACUGACGGGCACGUAUUCCUCCGAGAAAGAUGAGACAAAUGGUUUCUAUGGAUUUGAUGUCAUGUUUGAUCACCCUGUUUGCCUUGAGCAGGGUAAAACGUAUGAGAUUGUAUCUCGCACUUCCGGAGUUCAGGAGCCUCCUCAGUGGCUGCAUCUACAAUAUCUAAACGCACGCUAGUGAUAACGCCCAGACCCGCUAGAGCCCCACCGUUACACUUGCUGUAAUUCAAAGAAAGAAUGGGUGACCUGUGCCAAACCCGAGAAGACCCUGGGUACUAGAUUGAGAAACGUAGCGUACUUGAGAGGGAAACUGGAAGGUUGACGAGACUGCAAACUUCGUAUACCUUGUAAUCAGAAAGGUGCAAUCACUGCAAUGGCUACUCUUGAUGAUAACUGGCAGACAAAACGUUCAACUAUCAGCGAGAGAACCAAAUUUAUUUUCAAUAACGAAUUAUUAAGUGAUGUGAAGUUUGUAUUUCCAGCGUCGCACAACGAAAGUGAAAGCCGGAAGAGUCAGAAGUGCAUUCCAGCUCACAAGUUUAUGCUUGCAAUCAGCAGUCCUGUUUUCUGUGCCAUGUUCUACGGUGAAAUAGCGGAGAGUUCAGGCACUAUUCGAUUGCCUGAUUGUGAUUAUGAGAGUCUCUUGGAGUUGUUUCGUUUUCUGUACAGCGAUGAAGUGAACUUGACCGGAAGUAAUGUCAUGCAAGUCCUCUACUUGGCAAAGAAAUAUCUGGUACCUUCACUCGCUAAUAAGUGCACUGAAUACUUCAGGAACAUCUAG